AUGGCUUCUUCACCAACGACAAAGUGCAACAAUACCGUAUCACCUUCAUCAUCUACAACCAAUUCUUCAAUUACAGAAACAAAUUCUCCUUUGGUAUCAACCAGAAAUGAAUCCAAUGCUAAUUUACCUUCUUCAGGAUUUUUGGGCAAUUUAAUAUCUACAACAAACUUUAGUACAAGUGAAGAAAUUCUUACCUUAUCACUGUUAUCAUCUUCCACUUUUAAUUCAGAUGCAUCUUCUACUUCACCAAAAACUACAAACUCCUCGCAGACAAAUGUGGCAUUCAUAUCCUUGAAUUCGAUACUGACAGCUAAAGAAAAUAUGGAAUUGUCAACAUCAUCUUCAAUAAAACCUGCCACACCAACCUUGACUAACAAUAUUUUGUCACCUGCAACAACUCCAGUUAGUAGUUAUUGGUCAUCAUCAUCCUCAUUACCUCAUAUCACGGAAACAACAACAGUUCCAAAUAAUUUCUCAAUAACUUCUUUAACUUCUCGUUUAAUCCCAAUAGCAUCAACCAGUAGUAAUUUAUUAAAUACAAUAGACACAACAAUGGCAUCAUCAGCAUUAGACUCCACAACAGAAGUUAGCUUAAGUAGUAAUGCUUUGUCAGCACUUACAAAUACUUUUGUGAAUUCUGUGCCAACUGUUAAUGUGUCUUUUUUAACCAAAAAUACCUCUGCCACUUCUGUCACAUCUAGUAAUUCUACAUUGAGUUCAACAAGUCCUGCCACAACAAAUCUAAUCAAUUUAAACACAAGCACCCCUUUACAAAGGGCAGUUAGCACUACCUUGAUCUUGCCAUCUGCAAAUAUCACUUCUACAGGUUUAACAAAUAACACUGUUUCAUUGUCUUUCACUAAUAGCCAAACAGCAGGAAUACCAAACUCUUUACCAUCCACAUCAUUCACAAGUAUUGUACCUACAACUAGUGAAGCAACUGGUCUUUCAUUAAACUUUUCAAGUACAAUUUCAAGAAUAGCAAACGUACCUGCCACAACUUCUUCAACAACUGCAUUAGACGUUACCAUUUCUGCACUAACCUCUACAACUAAUUUAACAACAGCCACAACUAAUAAUGUUUCAUCAGAAUCUAGCAAUAAUGUUUCUGCAGUAGACACAACAAUGGCAUCAUCAGAUUCAAUCUCAGCAACAGAAGCAAGCAUAAGAAAUAAUGCUUCAUCAGCAGUUACAAACAUUUUUAUGAACUCUUUGCCAACAGUUAAUCUGUCUUUAUUACCUACAACUACUUCUGCCACUCCUCUUACGUCUAGUACUUCUACAUUGACUUCAACAGGUCCUCUCUCAGCAAAUAUAACCAGUCUAACUAUAAGUAAACCUUCAGAAACGACAGUAGACCCUGCCUUGACCUUAACAUCUACAAAUAUCACUUUUACAAAUUUAAUAAAUGUCACAGUUUCAUUACCAUUCGCAAAUACCCAAACAACAGCAAAACCAACCACCGCUUCAUCUUCUGCACUGCUUACAAGUACUCUACCUACAAGUAAGGAAACAAGUUUUUCAGUAAACUCUUCAAGAACUCUUUUAACAACAGCAAAUGUACCAUCCACAAAUUUCUCAACCUUAACAGAUGUUUUCUUCUCUUCACCUGCUUCAAUGACGAGUUCAACAAAAGCCACAACUAAUUCUGUUUUAUCACAAUCUAUAACAAAUUUUAGUACAAGUCAGGGGAUUUUUACCUUCUCACCGUUAUCUUCUUCCAUUCUUAACUCAGGUGUAUCUACAGCUUCACUAAAAACUACAGACUCUCAGCAGACCAAUGCAGAAUUCGCCUCCUUGAAUACCAUGUUGACAGCUACAGAAACUGUUGUGAAGUCAUCAACAUAUUCAAAAACACAUGCUGCAAAUAAUACAUCAUCUAGUAAUAUCCCUGAAAUAUCUAGAGGACCUUUAAAUUUUUCUUCAAUCACAAUGCAGCAUUUUUCAUCAGAUACAUCAAACACGUUGACUGACAAAUCUUUAUUAACUGCAGCAUCAACUAACUUUUCUUCAUCGUUGGCUGGGCAUUUUCCAGUAAGCUUCCCGUCAAAUAUAACAGCAAUAGCACCAAAUAAUUUUUCACUAACUUCUUCAAGUUAUCAUUCAACUCCUACAACGCCAAUCACUACCAAUUUAUUAACAGAAAUAGACACAACAAUAGAGUCACCAGCAUCAGGCUCAGCAACAGACGUGAGUUCAGGAAAAAAUGUGCCAACAAUUACAAAAACUUCUAUAAACUCUGUGGCAACAAUUAAUCUGCAGUUACUACCCACAACUAUCUCUGUCACACCUAUUGUAUCUAGUACUUCCACUCCGAAUUCAACUGGCCUUUCCUUAACAAAUGUAACCAAUCUAACGACAAGUACCCCUUUAGCAAGGACAGUAAACACUAGCAUGAUGUUGCCACCUACAAGUACUAUUUCUACAAGUUUAAUAAAUAACACUAUUUCAUCAUCAUCCACAAAUACGCAAACAACAGCAAUGUCAAACAGUGCUCUGUCUUCCACAACACUUACAAGUAUUGUACCUACAACUAAGGAAACAUCUGGCAUUUCAUUAAUCACUUCAAGUAACAUUUCUACAUGGGGAAAUAUACCACCCACAAAUUCCACAACAACUGUAUCAGGCAUUAUGUUUUCUUCACUAAUCUCUACAUCAGGUUCAACAACAGCCAUAGAUACUAUUGUUUCAUCACAGUAUACAAAUAACAUUGGUGCAAGUAAGAAAUUUGUAACCUUAUCAACAUUACCCUCAUCAUCUAGUCUUAACUCGGAUGUAGACAAUGGAUCAUCUACUCCUUUGCCACAAACUACAGACUCAUUGCUCACAAAUGCAGCAUUCAUGUCCAGGAAUGCCAUGUUGACAGAUGCAGAAACCAGGGCGUUGUUAUUAUCAUCAUCUGGAAGACCACUUGCUGAACCUACCAUGACCAACAGUGUUUCAUCACCUACAAAAAAUACACUUACAACAACUCAACCAAUCACUACUUUAUUGACAUCUAUCAUAUCAUCUGGUAAUAUCUCUGAAAUAUCUACAAGACCUUUAAAUUUAUCUUUAGACACAACAAAACUGUUUCCAUCAGAUGCACACAAUAUAUCAACGAACAAAACUUUAACCAUAGCAUCAACUAACUUUUCUUCCUCAUCUGUCAGAGAUUUCCCAGAAACAACCACAAUGUUACCAUCAGCCACAAGUUCCUUUCCAGUUAGCAAUUACUGGUUAUCAUCUUCCCCAUUACCUCAAAACAUAGGAGCAGCUACAGGUUCAAGUAAUUUUUCAGCAACUUCUUUAACUUCUCACUUAAUCCCUAUAACAUCAACCACUAUCAGUUUAUUAACUGCAGUAGACACAAUUGCAUCAUCAACAGAAACAAGAUUAAAGAAUACUACAUCAGCAAUUACAAACACUUUUUUAAAUUCUUUGCCAACUGUUAAUCUGUCUUUACCACCGACAACUAUAUCUGCUACUCCUAUCAUAUCUAGUACUUCUACAUUGACAUCAACAAAUCUAACCAGUCUAACCACAGAUACUCCUUUAGCAAAGACAGUAAACUCUGUCUUGAUAUUACCACCUACAAAUAUAACUUCUACAAAUUUAGUAAAUAACACAGUUCCAUUGUCAUUCACAAAUACCCAAACAACAGAAAUGCUAAACACUGCUUUACCUACCACAUCUACAGGUUUUACAAAUAACACUGGUUCAUUGUCUUUUACUAAUAGCCAAACAUCAGAGAUACCAAACUCUGCUUUACCUUCAACAUUAUUCACAGCUGUUCUGUCUGCAUUAAACAGAACAACUGUAUUUUCAGGAGACUCUUCAAGAAUUCUUUUAACAACAGUUACUGUACCACUCACAAAUUCUUCAAUUUUAUUAAACUCUGUCUUUUAUUCAGCAACCGCAACAACAGAUUCAACAACAACUACAACUAAUACUAUUUUGUCACAAUCUACAACCAAUUUUAGUACAAGUAAAGGAUUUCCCACAUUACCACUGUUAUCUUCUUCCAUUUUUAACUCAGAUGCCUCUAUUACUUCACCAAAAACAACUGACUCCACACAGACAAAUACGACAUUCAUACCCUUAUUGACAUCUACACAAACCAUUGCGAUGUCAUCAUCACCUGCAAGACCACCUGUUGUUCCUACCACAACUAACAUUAUUUCAUCACCCAUGACAAAUCCUUCUACAACAACUCCACCAAUUAGUGCUUUAUUGACAUCUGUCACAUUAUCUGGUAAUAACUCUGAAAUAUCUACAAGACCUUUGAAUUUUUCUUUAAUCACAACACUUCCUUUUUCACUUGAUACAUCCAAUAUUUCAACAACCAAAACUUUAACUACACCAUCAACCUCAAUGACAUCAGCGGCUACAAGUUCCUUUCCAUUUAGUAGUUUUUGGCCAUCAUCAUCCUCAUUACUUCAAAACAAAGAAGCAGGUACACCUGUAAAUGAUUUUUCAAUAGCUUCUUCAACUUCUCAUUUAAUUCCUAUAACGUCAACCAAUACCAAUUUAUUAACUGCUGUAGACACAGCAAAGGCAUCAUCAACAUCAGACUCACUAACAGAAGCAAGUUUAAGGAAUAAUUCAUCCCCAGCAAUUACAAAAACAUUUGUGAAUUCUGUGCCAACCGUCAAUAUGUCUUUAUUACCCACAACUAUCUCUACAACUCCUGUCACAUCUAGUGCUUCUACACAGAGUUCAACAAGUCCUGUCACAACAAAUUUAACUAAUUUAAACACAAGCACCCCUUUACAAAGGGUAAUAAACACUACUUCGAUCUUACCAUCUACAAAUAUCACUUCUACAGCUUUUACAAAUAACACUGCAUCAUUGUCUUUCACUAAUAGCCAAACAUCAGAGAUACCAAACUCUGCUUUACCUUCAACAUUAUACACAGCUGUUUUGUCUACAAUGAACAGAACAACGGCAUUUCCAGGAAACUCUUCAAGAACUCUUUUAACAACAGCUACUGUACCACUCACAAAUUCUUCAAUUGUAUUAAACUCUGUCUUUUAUUCAGCAACCUCAACAACAGAUUCAACAACAACUACAACUAAUACUAUUUUGUCACAAUCUACAACCAAUUUUAGUACAAAUAAAGGAUUUCCCACAUUACCACUGUUAUCUUCUUCCAUUUUUAACUCAGAUGCCUCCAUUACUUCACCAAAAACAACUGACUCCACACAGACAAAUACGGCAUUCAUACCCUUAUUGACAUCUACACAAACCAUUGCGAUGUCAUCAUCACCUGCAAGACCACCUGUUGUUCCUACCACAACUAACAAUAUUUCAUCACCCAUGACAACUCCUUCUACAACAACUCCACCAAUUAGUGCUUUAUUGACAUCUGUCACAUUAUCAGGUAAUAACUCUGAAAUAUCUACAAGACCUUUAAAUUUUUCUUCAAUCACAAAACUUCCUUUUUCACUUGAUACGUCCAAUAUUUCAAUAACCAAAACUUUAACUACACCAACAACCUCAAUGACAUCAUCGGCUACAAGUUCCUUUCCAUUUAAUAGUUUUUGGCCCUCAUCAUCCUCAUUACUUCAAAACAAAGAAGCAGCUACACCUGUAAAUGAUUUUUCAGUAGCUUCUUCAACUUCUCAUUUAAUUCCUAUAAUGUCAACCAAUACCAAUUUAUUAACUGCAGUAGACACAGCAAAGGCAUCAUCAACAUCAGACUCACUAACAGAAGCAAGUUUAAGGAAUAAUUCAUCCCCAGCAAUUACAAAAACAUUUGUGAAUUCUGUGCCAACCGUCAAUGUGUCUUUAUUACCCACAACUAUCUCUACAACUCCUGUCACAUCUAGUACUUCUACACUGAGUUUAUCAAGUCCUGUCACAACAAAUUUAACCACAAGCACCCCUUUACAAAGGGUAAUAAACACUACUUCGAUCGUACCAUCUACAAAUAUCACUUCUACAGCUUUUACAAAUAACACUGUUUCAUUGUCUUUCACUAAUAGCCAAACAUCAGAGAUACCAAACUCUGCUUUACCUUCAACAUUAUUCACAGCUGUUCUGUCUACAUUAAACAGAACAACGGCAUUUCCAGGAAACUCUUCAACAUCUCUUUUAACAACAGUUACUGUACCACUCACAAAUUCUUCAAUUGUAUUAAACUCUGUCUUUUAUUCAGCAACCUCAACAAAAGAUUCAACAACAACUACAACUAAUACUAUUUUGUCACAAUCUACAACCAAUUUUAGUACAAGUAAAGGAUUUCCCACAUUACCACUGUUAUCUUCUUCCAUUUUUAACUCAGAUGCCUCUAUUACUUCACCAAAAACAACUGACUCCACACAGACAAAUACGGCAUUCAUACCCUUAUUGACAUCUACACAAACCAUUGCGAUGUCAUCAUCACCUACAAGACCACCUGUUGUUCCUACCACAACCAACAUUAUUUCAUCACCCAUGACAACUCCUUCUACAACAACUCCACCAAUUAGUGCUUUAUUGACAUCUGUCACAUUAUCUGGUAAUAACUCUGAAAUAUCUACAAGACCUUUAAAUUUUUCUUCAAUUACAACACUUCCUUUUUCACUUGAUACGUCCAAUAUUUCAACAACCAAAACUUUAACUACACCGUCUACCUCAAAGACAUCAGCGGCUACAAGUUCCUUUCCAUUUAGUAGUUUUUGGCCAUCAUCAUCCUCAUUACUUCAAAACAAAGAAGCAGCUACACCUGUAAAUGAUUUCUCAGUAGCUUCUUCAACUUCUCAUUUAAUUCCUAUAACGUCAACCAAUACCAAUUUAUUAACUGCAGUAGACACAGCAAAGGCAUCAUCAACAUCAGACUCACUAACAGAAGCAAGUUUAAGGAAUAAUUCAUCCCCAGCAAUUACAAAAACAUUUGUGAAUACUGUGCCAACCGUCAAUAUGUCUUUAUUACCCACAACUAUCUCUACAACUCCUGUCACAUCUAGUGCUUCUACACAGAGUUCAACAAGUCCUGUCACAACAAAUUUAACUAAUAUAACCACAAGCACCCCUUUACAAAGGGUAAUAAACACUACUUCAAUCUUACCAUCUACAAAUAUCACUUCUACAGCUUUUACAAAUAACACUGCAUCAUUGUCUUUCACUAAUAGCCAAACAUCAGAGAUACCAAACUCUGCUUUAACUUCAACAUUAUUCACAGCUGUUUUGUCUACAAUGAACAGAACAACGGCAUUUCCAGGAAACUCUUCAAGAACUCUUUUAACAACAGCUACUGUACCACUCACAAAUUCUUCAAUUGUAUUAAACUCUGUCUUUUAUUCAGCAACCUCAACAACAGAUUCAACAACAACUACAACUAAUACUAUUUUGUCACAAUCUACAACCAAUUUUAGUACAAAUAAAGGAUUUCCCACAUUACCACUGUUAUCUUCUUCCAUUUUUAACUCAGAUGCCUCCAUUACUUCACCAAAAACAACUGACUCCACACAGACAAAUACGGCAUUCAUACCCUUAUUGACAUCUACACAAACCAUUGCGAUGUCAUCAUCACCUGCAAGACCACCUGUUGUUCCUACCACAACUAACAAUAUUUCAUCACCCAUGACAACUCCUUCUACAACAACUCCACCAAUCAGUGCUUUAUUGACAUCUGUCACAUUAUCUGGUAAUAACUCUGAAAUAUCUACAAGACCUUUAAAUUUUUCUUCAAUCACAAAACUUCCUUUUUCACUUGAUACGUCCAAUAUUUCAAUAACCAAAACUUUAACUACACCAACAACCUCAAUGACAUCAUCGGCUACAAGUUCCUUUCCAUUUAGUAGUUUUUGGCCCUCAUCAUCCUCAUUACUUCAAAACAAAGAAGCAGCUACACCUGUAAAUGAUUUUUCAGUAGCUUCUUCAACUUCUCAUUUAAUUCCUAUAAUGUCAACCAAUACCAAUUUAUUAACUGCUGUAGACACAGCAAAGGCAUCAUCAACAUCAGACUCACUAACAGAAGCAAGUUUAAGGAAUAAUUCAUCCCCAGCAAUUACAAAAACAUUUGUGAAUUCUGUGCCAACCGUCAAUGUGUCUUUAUUACCCACAACUAUCUCUACAACUCCUGUCACAUCUAGUACUUCUACACUGAGUUUAUCAAGUCCUGUCACAACAAAUUUAACCACAAGCACCCCUUUACAAAGGGUAAUAAACACUACUUCGAUCGUACCAUCUACAAAUAUCACUUCUACAGCUUUUACAAAUAACACUGUUUCAUUGUCUUUCACUAAUAGCCAAACAUCAGAGAUACCAAACUCUGCUUUACCUUCAACAUUAUUCACAGUUGUUCUGUCUACAUUAAACAGAACAACGGCAUUUCCAGGAAACUCUUCAACAUCUCUUUUAACAACAGUUACUGUACCACUCACAAAUUCUUCAAUUGUAUUAAACUCUGUCUUUUAUUCAGCAACCUCAACAACAGAUUCAACAACAACUACAACUAAUACUAUUUUGUCACAAUCUACAACCAAUUUUAGUACAAGUAAAGGAUUUCCCACAUUACCACUGUUAUCUUCUUCCAUUUUUAACUCAGAUGCCUCUAUUACUUCACCAAAAACAACUGACUCCACACAGACAAAUACGGCAUUCAUACCCUUAUUGACAUCUACACAAACCAUUGCGAUGUCAUCAUCACCUACAAGACCACCUGUUGUUCCUACCACAACCAACAUUAUUUCAUCACCCAUGACAACUCCUUCUACAACAACUCCACCAAUUAGUGCUUUAUUGACAUCUGUCACAUUAUCUGGUAAUAACUCUGAAAUAUCUACAAGACCUUUAAAUUUUUCUUCAAUUACAACACUUCCUUUUUCACUUGAUACGUCCAAUAUUUCAACAACCAAAACUUUAACUACACCGUCUACCUCAAAGACAUCAGCGGCUACAAGUUCCUUUCCAUUUAGUAAUUUUUGGCCCUCAUCAUCCUCAUUACUUCAAAACAAAGAAGCAGCUACACCUGUAAAUGAUUUCUCAGUAGCUUCUUCAACUUCUCAUUUAAUUCCUAUAACGUCAACCAAUACCAAUUUAUUAACUGCAGUAGACACAGCAAAGGCAUCAUCAACAUCAGACUCACUAACAGAAGCAAGUUUAAGGAAUAAUUCAUCCCCAGCAAUUACAAAAACAUUUGUGAAUUCUGUGCCAACCGUCAAUAUGUCUUUAUUACCCACAACUAUCUCUACAACUCCUGUCACAUCUAGUGCUUCUACACAGAGUUCAACAAGUCCUGUCACAACAAAUUUAACUAAUAUAACCACAAGCACCCCUUUACAAAGGGUAAUAAACACUACUUCGAUCUUACCAUCUACAAAUAUCACUUCUACAGCUUUUACAAAUAACACUGCAUCAUUGUCUUUCACUAAUAGCCAAACAUCACAGAUACCAAACUCUGCUUUACCUUCAACAUUAUUCACAGCUGUUUUGUCUACAAUGAACAGAACAACGGCAUUUCCAGGAAAAUCUUCAAGAACUCUUUUAACAACAGCUACUGUACCACUCACAAAUUCUUCAAUUGUAUUAAACUCUGACUUUUAUUCAGCAACCUCAACAAAAGAUUCAACAACAACUACAACUAAUACUAUUUUGUCACAAUCUACAACCAAUUUUAGUACAAGUAAAGGAUUUCCCACAUUACCACUGUUUUCUUCUUCCAUUUUUAACUCAGAUGCCUCUAUUACUUCACCAAAAACAACUGACUCCACACAGACAAAUACGACAUUCAUACCCUUAUUGACAUCUACACAAACCAUUGCGAUGUCAUCAUCACCUGCAAGACCACCUGUUGUUCCUACCACAACUAACAUUAUUUCAUCACCCAUGACAAAUCCUUCUACAACAACUCCACCAAUUAGUGCUUUAUUGACAUCUGUCACAUUAUCUGGUAAUAACUCUGAAAUAUCUACAAGACCUUUGAAUUUUUCUUUAAUCACAACACUUCCUUUUUCACUUGAUACAUCCAAUAUUUCAACAACCAAAACUUUAACUACACCAUCAACCUCAAUGACAUCAGCGGCUACAAGUUCCUUUCCAUUUAGUAGUUUUUGGCCAUCAUCAUCCUCAUUACUUCAAAACAAAGAAGCAGGUACACCUGUAAAUGAUUUUUCAAUAGCUUCUUCAACUUCUCAUUUAAUUCCUAUAACGUCAACCAAUACCAAUUUAUUAACUGCAGUAGACACAGCAAAGGCAUCAUCAACAUCAGACUCACUAACAGAAGUAAGUUUAAGGAAUAAUUCAUCCCCAGCAAUUACAAAAACAUUUGUGAAUUCUGUGCCAACCGUCAAUAUGUCUUUAUUACCCACAACUAUCUCUACAACUCCUGUCACAUCUAGUGCUUCUACACAGAGUUCAACAAGUCCUGUCACAACAAAUUUAAUUAAUUUAAACACAAGCACCCCUUUACAAAGGGUAAUAAACACUACUUCGAUCUUACCAUCUACAAAUAUCACUUCUACAGCUUUUACAAAUAACACUGCAUCAUUGUCUUUCACUAAUAGCCAAACAUCAGAGAUACCAAACUCUGCUUUACCUUCAACAUUAUUCACAGCUGUUUUGUCUACAAUGAACAGAACAACGGCAUUUCCAGGAAACUCUUCAAGAACUCUUUUAACAACAGCUACUGUACCACUCACAAAUUCUUCAAUUGUAUUAAACUCUGUCUUUUAUUCAGCAACCUCAACAACAGAUUCAACAACAACUACAACUAAUACUAUUUUGUCACAAUCUACAACCAAUUUUAGUACAAAUAAAGGAUUUCCCACAUUACCACUGUUAUCUUCUUCCAUUUUUAACUCAGAUGCCUCCAUUACUUCACCAAAAACAACUGACUCCACACAGACAAAUACGGCAUUCAUACCCUUAUUGACAUCUACACAAACCAUUGCGAUGUCAUCAUCACCUGCAAGACCACCUGUUGUUCCUACCACAACUAACAAUAUUUCAUCACCCAUGACAACUCCUUCUACAACAACUCCACCAAUUAGUGCUUUAUUGACAUCUGUCACAUUAUCUGGUAAUAACUCUGAAAUAUCUACAAGACCUUUAAAUUUUUCUUCAAUCACAAAACUUCCUUUUUCACUUGAUACGUCCAAUAUUUCAAUAACCAAAACUUUAACUACACCAACAACCUCAAUGACAUCAUCGGCUACAAGUUCCUUUCCAUUUAGUAGUUUUUGGCCCUCAUCAUCCUCAUUACUUCAAAACAAAGAAGCAGCUACACCUGUAAAUGAUUUUUCAGUAGCUUCUUCAACUUCUCAUUUAAUUCCUAUAAUGUCAACCAAUACCAAUUUAUUAACUGCUGUAGACACAGCAAAGGCAUCAUCAACAUCAGACUCACUAACAGAAGCAAGUUUAAGGAAUAAUUCAUCCCCAGCAAUUACAAAAACAUUUGUGAAUUCUGUGCCAACCGUCAAUGUGUCUUUAUUACCCACAACUAUCUCUACAACUCCUGUCACAUCUAGUACUUCUACACUGAGUUUAUCAAGUCCUGUCACAACAAAUUUAACCACAAGCACCCCUUUACAAAGGGUAAUAAACACUACUUCGAUCGUACCAUCUACAAAUAUCACUUCUACAGCUUUUACAAAUAACACUGUUUCAUUGUCUUUCACUAAUAGCCAAACAUCAGAGAUACCAAACUCUGCUUUACCUUCAACAUUAUUCACAGCUGUUCUGUCUACAUUAAACAGAACAACGGCAUUUCCAGGAAACUCUUCAACAUCUCUUUUAACAACAGUUACUGUACCACUCACAAAUUCUUCAAUUGUAUUAAACUCUGUCUUUUAUUCAGCAACCUCAACAACAGAUUCAACAACAACUACAACUAAUACUAUUUUGUCACAAUCUUCAACCAAUUUUAGUACAAGUAAAGGAUUUCCCACAUUACCACUGUUAUCUUCUUCCAUUUUUAACUCAGAUGCCUCUAUUACUUCACCAAAAACAACUGACUCCACACAGACAAAUACGGCAUUCAUACCCUUAUUGACAUCUACACAAACCAUUGCGAUGUCAUCAUCACCUACAAGACCACCUGUUGUUCCUACCACAACUAACAUUAUUUCAUCACCCAUGACAACUCCUUCUACAACAACUCCACCAAUUAGUGCUUUAUUGACAUCUGUCACAUUAUCUGGUAAUAACUCUGAAAUAUCUACAAGACCUUUAAAUUUUUCUUCAAUUACAACACUUCCUUUUUCACUUGAUACGUCCAAUAUUUCAACAACCAAAACUUUAACUACACCGUCUACCUCAAAGACAUCAGCGGCUACAAGUUCCUUUCCAUUUAGUAGUUUUUGGCCAUCAUCAUCCUCAUUACUUCAAAACAAAGAAGCAGCUACACCUGUAAAUGAUUUCUCAGUAGCUUCUUCAACUUCUCAUUUAAUUCCUAUAACGUCAACCAAUACCAAUUUAUUAACUGCAGUAGACACAGCAAAGGCAUCAUCAACAUCAGACUCACUAACAGAAGCAAGUUUAAGGAAUAAUUCAUCCCCAGCAAUUACAAAAACAUUUGUGAAUUCUGUGCCAACCGUCAAUGUGUCUUUAUUACCCACAACUAUCUCUACAACUCCUGUCACAUCUAGUACUUCUACACUGAGUUUAUCAAGUCCUGUCACAACAAAUUUAACCACAAGCACCCCUUUACAAAGGGUAAUAAACACUACUUCGAUCGUACCAUCUACAAAUAUCACUUCUACAGCUUUUACAAAUAACACUGUUUCAUUGUCUUUCACUAAUAGCCAAACAUCAGAGAUACCAAACUCUGCUUUACCUUCAACAUUAUUCACAGCUGUUCUGUCUACAUUAAACAGAACAACGGCAUUUCCAGGAAACUCUUCAACAUCUCUUUUAACAACAGUUACUGUACCACUCACAAAUUCUUCAAUUGUAUUAAACUCUGUCUUUUAUUCAGCAACCUCAACAACAGAUUCAACAACAACUACAACUAAUACUAUUUUGUCACAAUCUACAACCAAUUUUAGUACAAGUAAAGGAUUUCCCACAUUACCACUGUUAUCUUCUUCCAUUUUUAACUCAGAUGCCUCUAUUACUUCACCAAAAACAACUGACUCCACACAGACAAAUACGGCAUUCAUACCCUUAUUGACAUCUACACAAACCAUUGCGAUGUCAUCAUCACCUACAAGACCACCUGUUGUUCCUACCACAACUAACAUUAUUUCAUCACCCAUGACAACUCCUUCUACAACAACUCCACCAAUUAGUGCUUUAUUGACAUCUGUCACAUUAUCUGGUAAUAACUCUGAAAUAUCUACAAGACCUUUAAAUUUUUCUUCAAUUACAACACUUCCUUUUUCACUUGAUACGUCCAAUAUUUCAACAACCAAAACUUUAACUACACCGUCUACCUCAAAGACAUCAGCGGCUACAAGUUCCUUUCCAUUUAGUAGUUUUUGGCCAUCAUCAUCCUCAUUACUUCAAAACAAAGAAGCAGCUACACCUGUAAAUGAUUUCUCAGUAGCUUCUUCAACUUCUCAUUUAAUUCCUAUAACGUCAACCAAUACCAAUUUAUUAACUGCAGUAGACACAGCAAAGGCAUCAUCAACAUCAGACUCACUAACAGAAGCAAGUUUAAGGAAUAAUUCAUCCCCAGCAAUUACAAAAACAUUUGUGAAUUCUGUGCCAACCGUCAAUAUGUCUUUAUUACCCACAACUAUCUCUACAACUCCUGUCAUAUCUAGUGCUUCUACACAGAGUUCAACAAGUCCUGUCACAACAAAUUUAACUAAUUUAAACACAAGCACCCCUUUACAAAGGGUAAUAAACACUACUUCGAUCUUACCAUCUACAAAUAUCACUUCUACAGCUUUUACAAAUAACACUGCAUCAUUGUCUUUCACUAAUAGCCAAACAUCAGAGAUACCAAACUCUGCUUUACCUUCAACAUUAUUCACAGCUGUUUUGUCUACAAUGAACAGAACAACGGCAUUUCCAGGAAACUCUUCAAGAACUCUUUUAACAACAGCUACUGUACCACUCACAAAUUCUUCAAUUGUAUUAAACUCUGUCUUUUAUUCAGCAACCUCAACAACAGAUUCAACAACAACUACAACUAAUACUAUUUUGUCACAAUCUACAACCAAUUUUAGUACAAAUAAAGGAUUUCCCACAUUACCACUGUUAUCUUCUUCCAUUUUUAACUCAGAUGCCUCCAUUACUUCACCAAAAACAACUGACUCCACACAGACAAAUACGGCAUUCAUACCCUUAUUGACAUCUACACAAACCAUUGCGAUGUCAUCAUCACCUGCAAGACCACCUGUUGUUCCUACCACAACUAACAAUAUUUCAUCACCCAUGACAACUCCUUCUACAACAACUCCACCAAUUAGUGCUUUAUUGACAUCUGUCACAUUAUCUGGUAAUAACUCUGAAAUAUCUACAAGACCUUUAAAUUUUUCUUCAAUCACAACACUUCCUUUUUCACUUGAUACGUCCAAUAUUUCAACAACCAAAACUUUAACUACACCAACAACCUCAAUGACAUCAUCGGCUACAAGUUCCUUUCCAUUUAGUAGUUUUUGGCCAUCAUCAUCCUCAUUACUUCAAAACAAAGAAGCAGCUACACCUGUAAAUGAUUUUUCAGUAGCUUCUUCAACUUCUCAUUUAAUUCCUAUAACGUCAACCAAUACCAGUUUAUUAACUGCAGUAGACACAGCAAAGGCAUCAUCAACAUCAGACUCACUAACAGAAGCAAGUUUAAGGAAUAAUUCAUCCCCAGCAAUUACAAAAACAUUUGUGAAUUCUGUGCCAACCGUCAAUGUGUCUUUAUUACCCACAACUAUCUCUACAACUCCUGUCACAUCUAGUGCUUCUACACAGAGUUCAACAAGUCCUGUCACAACAAAUUUAACUAAUUUAACCACAAGCACCCCUUUACAAAGGGUAAUAAACACUACUUCGAUCUUACCAUCUACAAAUAUCACUUCUACAGCUUUUACAAAUAACACUGCAUCAUUGUCUUUCACUAAUAGCCAAACAUCAGAGAUACCAAACUCUGCUUUACCUUCAACAUUAUUCACAGCUAUUUUGUCUACAAUGAACAGAACAACGGCAUUUCCAGGAAACUCUUCAAGAACUCUUUUAACAACAGCUACUGUACCACUCACAAAUUCUUCAAUUUACAAGUAA
Messenger RNA from Erpetoichthys calabaricus (reedfish), 15120 nucleotides. RefSeq lists its product as uncharacterized. The coding region runs from base 1 to 15120 and encodes 5039 amino acids. The record is from RefSeq and is a predicted model, not a curated record. The transcript has 3 exons. NCBI's taxonomy places the organism in Eukaryota, Metazoa, Chordata, Cladistia, Polypteriformes, Polypteridae.